Stegostoma tigrinum is the source of this 2063-nucleotide messenger RNA. It is a transcript of the gene eef1db, whose product is annotated as eukaryotic translation elongation factor 1 delta b (guanine nucleotide exchange protein). Gene Ontology annotation, biological process: translational elongation. The coding region runs from base 22 to 2010 and encodes 662 amino acids. The transcript has 10 exons. The record is from RefSeq and is a predicted model, not a curated record. Gene Ontology annotation, molecular function: translation elongation factor activity; guanyl-nucleotide exchange factor activity. Gene Ontology annotation, cellular component: eukaryotic translation elongation factor 1 complex; cytosol. NCBI's taxonomy places the organism in Eukaryota, Metazoa, Chordata, Chondrichthyes, Orectolobiformes, Stegostomatidae.
UUGUACUGGACGCUGCAGACGAUGAAGAUCAGGAAGCAUCCCUACCUGCUGGAGACUGUAUGGAUGGACAAGUACAAGUUUGACGAGGCCGAGAGACUGUUCCAUGAGGGCCAGCAGGCCUCUGAUGCUAAUGCUGUGAUACAGGCUGCACAGGAGGCUGAGUUGGUAUCACUUACCUGGGCUGGGGCUGUGGAGGAUGGUCAGCAAGAGCAAGAGUUGGGAAAGAAGCAGCUGAGGAAGCGAUCUCCACGUGGCUGGCCAGCAGAGGUGGAGAGUUCACGCCAGCUGGAGAUGAAGGCACUGCCUGAAGCUUCUGGUCCACAGCCAGUGAAGGAUGCAAUAACCAACACCAAAGCAGUUGGCAGGGAUAUCAUACUCGGCCGUGAGACACGCUCUCUAAUCGCCUGGCAUCAACUGGUGCAUGGUGUCUGGCUUAACAAAAGCAUUUUCGAUGAGGCUGAACGUCUGUUCAUCAUACAGUCACAAGGCCACAGCAUCCCACGAACCCUCCACAUCCCAACCUCUGGGGUCAGUGCAGCUCCGAAGCUGUGGGCAACUCCAGACGAAGGUUACGUUAGUGCCACACCUAUCACUCCUGGUUUCCCCACUGGAGGAGACCCUAGUUCUCUGGUCAAUGGCAUGUUCCCACGUGCCAGCCCGAGCCCAUUGGCACUCCAGUUUUGGCUGGAAAAGCCACUGUAUGAUGAUGCCGAGCGACUCUACCGUGAAAGGCUGCAUGGUGACCCGGCUGCAGCCAAAGAAGGCUGUCCCCAGACAAUGGGACAAAGGCCCGCUGCCCCAAGCCUUACUAAUGCCCAUCAGAAUGCCACACAAUGCUUGCUGCCCCCAAUAAAUGAGGAUCCUCUGGCAGCUGCCCGGCACCUUGUUCAUGAGGACAAUGAGCCAGUGUGGUUCAGUAAACCCAUGUAUGAUGAUGCCGAGUUGCGCUAUCACCUGGUUCGAAUCCAGAGAGCUGCUGACCAGUCUCAGAACCUUGAGCUAUUGCAGGCACCACCAGUGGAGAGAGCUUCGCCUGCGCCUCGUCGUCUGAGGCUCCACGAUAAAACAAUGGCAGUUAACUUUCUUGCUGAGGAAAAGAUCUGGUUCGAUAAAUACAAAUAUGAUGAUGCUGAGAUGCAAUACUAUGUUAAACUCAACAGUCCAGUCACCAGCAAAGUACUGAAUUCACCAGCUGUGCAGGAGAAUGGAGCAAGUAACAUCCUUCGAGACAUUGCCAGAGCCAGGGAGAAUAUCCAGAAGUCACUGGCAGGAAUCCAAUCCGCUUGGGAGGCCGAUGAUAAUUCCAAAGAAACUGUCCAGGAUAACAUCGAUCCCACUUCAAGCCACAAUGUCUUGCUUGUAAAUCAUCAGAAUAGUGCUGUGCAAUGCUCAGAUAUUGAGAUGUGUGCCCGGGUCAUCAACCUAGAGAAAGAGAAUCAGAGCUUACACCAGGUGGUGGAAGACCUGCGGUUGGCAAUGUCGAAGCUGGAAGCCCGUGUAUCCAUAUUAGAGAAGUCUUUGGUCACCGCACAGCCUGCAAUCUGCCCACAAGCCCAACACAAUGAGGUAAAGCCCAGCACAACAAAGGUCGAGGCUAAGAAGAAUGAAGAUGAUGAUGAUGAUGAUGAUGACGUUGAUCUCUUUGGAAGCAGUGACGAAGACGAGAAGGCAGAAAAAGAUAGGGUCCGUGAGGAACGCUUACGUCAGUAUGCAGAGAGGAAAUCCAAGAAACCUGCCCUCAUUGCCAAGUCCUCCAUCCUCUUGGAUGUGAAACCAUGGGAUGACGAGACGGACAUGGUGAAGCUGGAGGAGAGCGUGCGGACUGUCCAGAUGGAUGGCUUGGUGUGGGGAGCCUCCAAACUCGUCCCGGUUGGGUAUGGGAUCAAGAAGCUCCAGAUCCAGUGUGUGGUGGAGGAUGACAAGGUCGGCACAGAUCAGCUGGAGGAAGAAAUCACCAAGUUUGAGGAUUAUGUGCAAAGCGUUGAUAUUGCUGCUUUUAACAAGAUCUAAAGAUGCUGAAUCUUUCCACAUUUAGUGAGGAAUAAAGGAUUGAGUUAUCUAUC